CAUAUUCAUUCAACCUCGUUCCCAUCAUUACUCUUCUCUGCAGAAUAUACAAUACAAUGGCAAGAGAACCUCUGAUAGUUGGGAGAGUGAUUGGAGAUGUCCUUGAUUCCUUCAGCCCCAGUGUGAACAUGACUGUCUCUUACAAUAAGAAGCAAAUCUUUAAUGGUUAUGAGCUCUUCCCUUCUGCUGUCACCGACAGGCCCAGGGUUCUGAUUGGUGGACUCGAUAUGAGGUCCUUCUACACCCUCGUGAUGACUGACCCGGACGUCCCUGGCCCCAGUGAUCCUUAUCUCAGAGAACACUUGCACUGGAUGGUGACGGAUAUUCCAGGCACAACAGAUGCCACAUUUGGAAAAGAGGUGGUGAGCUAUGAGAUGCCAAAGCCAAACAUAGGGAUACACAGGUAUGUGUUUGUGCUGUUCAAGCAGAAUCGAAGGCAGUGUGUGAGAGCACCUUCCGUGUCUUCGUCUUCUUCAAGGGAUCACUUCAAUACUCGCGAUUUUGCUGCACAAAACGACCUUGGCCUACCCGUUGCUGCUGUUUACUUCAACGCACAGAGGGAAACUGCUUCCAGAAGGCGCUAGAUCCAUCGCUGUGUGCUAAGGGGAAUCCUGUAUUUGAUGAAUAAGUUGGUUUAAUUUCAUCCUCGUAUCUGCGUCUGGUUCGCUGUAUUGUAUGGUUUAUGUUCCAUCGGUAUAGUACCGCGUCUCAUUGUGUAUACAAGGGCAAGCAAUGCCACGUCACCUUGUAGUUGUUUGCCUUUCGGUUUAAGGUUGGCCAUAAU
Messenger RNA from Neltuma alba, 784 nucleotides. RefSeq names its product protein TERMINAL FLOWER 1-like. Gene Ontology annotation, biological process: vegetative to reproductive phase transition of meristem; negative regulation of flower development. The transcript has 4 exons. Bases 57 to 584 code for a protein of 175 amino acids. The record is from RefSeq and is a predicted model, not a curated record. Gene Ontology annotation, cellular component: nucleus; cytoplasm. Lineage: Eukaryota; Viridiplantae; Streptophyta; Magnoliopsida; Fabales; Fabaceae.